UGCAAAAUUUUGACAGGCACAGAAUCAGCCACACAAGUACCCAAUUUGAGCACCAAAUUCAAUAUCUCAUAUUUUUUUCUCUAUCCACAAAAACCUUUGAGAACACAGGUAAGACCCUUUACGCAAGUUUCAUUCUUUUCCUCUCAAUGUUUCAAUUGUUCUGAGUUUCUGUAACUCAGAUUGAACUGGGUUGUUUUUAAUUCUCUUGUUUGCACAUGAAACUGUAGUGGGUUCUUUUAGUUUUUCUUGUUUACUAAUGAAAUUGUAGAGGUGGGUUUUGUUUUGUGCAAGUGGAAGAGCUUGUCUUUCUUAUAAAUGGGUUCAAUGGUAGUUCUUGUAGGAAAUAUGCCUUCUUUAGCUUCUUUGAUUAGCUUAGGGAGUCUAAGUAUGGCAGUAGGCACCUCUACUUCUUCAGAAACAUCAUCUUAUUCGUCUUCGUAUUCGCUUGUUCGACGAGUUUCUUUAUCGAAAAGGGGCCAUAGAAGCUCCAAUACAUGGCAUUGUCUUUGUAAAUAUUCUGUCACUACCACCACUGAUUUAACUACUGAUCAAGGCAAUGCUGUAUCCCCUGAUAAUAAUACUUCAUUUAGGGCAAGUAGUAGUAAUGGUGGUGAUGUUGAUGCCGGAAUCUUGCUUAAGCCUGCUCCUAGGCCUGUGUUGAAAUCUUCGGUGGGGUCUAAGGGCGAUUCUGUUUUAGGAAUGGGCUCCGGUGAGUUGGAUACUAGAGAUUCUGAUGAUGAUGAGAAAGAGAGGAAUAAGGUAAUUGAGUCUCUUGGCGAGGUUUUGGAGAAGGCUGAAAAGCUUGGAACUUCUAAACCAAGUGGAGUAGAUAGUCUUAGUAAUAGUAGGAAAAGUAAUGGAAAUGUAGAUAGAAUCACACCAUCUAAUACGGGCAUUAAUUCAAGAAUCUCUCAAUCGGAGAAUUCAGCUGCUGCACGCAAGACUAAAACUUUGAAGAGUGUAUGGCGGAAAGGGGAUUCUGUUGCCUCUGUGCAAAAAGUUGUGAAGGAAGCUCCUAAGACUAAUAGAAAGUUUGAGAAAGAAGAACCUAUAAUAGGGGAAGGGACAAAAGUAGAAUCUCAAUCUAGUGCUCCUUUAAGACCUCCACAGCCACCACUAAGGCCUCAACCCAAGUUACAGGCAAGGCCAUCUGUAGCUCCCCCUCCCCCUCCCUCGCCUAUGGUGAAAAAACCAGUCAUUUUGAAGGAUAUUGGAGCUGCUCCAAAAUCACCAUCUAGCGAUGAACUUGAUUCAAAAACUAGUGGAAGGCAGCCAAUUUUAGUUGAUAAAUUUGCCCGCAAAAAAUCAGCUGUAGAUCCUUUAAUUGCCCAGACAGUUUUAGCCCCUACAAAACCUGGAAAAGGCCCAGCCCUUGAAAAGUUCAAGGAUCGAAAGAAAGGUGUUUCACCUGGAGCACCACGGAGACGUUUUGUUGAUGAUGGUGAGAUUCCUGAUGAGGAAACAUCAGAACUGAAUGUUUCCAUUCCAGGUGCAUCUAUGGCAAGAAAAGGGAGGAAAUGGAGUAAAGCUAGUCGAAAGGCUGCUAGACUCCAGGCUGCCAAAGAAGCAGCCCCUGUCAAGGUUGAAAUUCUAGAGGUUGGAGAGGAAGGUAUGUCACUAGAGGAGUUAGCCUACAACUUGACCAUUGGUGAAGGUGAAAUUCUUGGAUACCUAUACUCAAAGGGAAUUAAACCUGAUGGGGUGCAAACUCUGGAUAAGGACAUGGUAAAGAUGGUAUGUCAGGUAUAUGAUGUGGAGGUCAUAGAUGCUGAUCCUGUUAGAUUAGAUCAAAUGGCAAAGAAAAAAGAAAUUUUUGAUGAAGAUGAUCUUGACAAGCUAGAAGACAGGCCUCCAGUUCUUACAAUAAUGGGUCAUGUGGACCAUGGAAAGACAACCCUACUCGAUUACAUUCGUAAAAGCAAGGUGACUGCUUCAGAAGCUGGUGGAAUUACUCAAGGAAUCGGAGCAUAUAAAGUUCUCGUCCCUGUUGAUGGGAAGUUGCAACCUUGUGUUUUCCUUGAUACUCCUGGACAUGAGGCAUUUGGGGCUAUGAGAGCUCGUGGGGCAAGGGUGACAGAUAUUGCUAUUAUUGUGGUGGCUGCUGAUGACGGAAUUCGUCCCCAGACAAAUGAGGCUAUAGCUCAUGCCAAAGCAGCUGGAGUUCCGAUUAUUGUUGCUAUAAAUAAGAUAGAUAAAGACGGGGCUAAUCCUGAAAGAGUCAUGCAAGAUCUUUCUGCAGUCGGUCUUAUGCCUGAAGAAUGGGGCGGUGACAUCCCAAUGGUUCAGAUCAGUGCUCUCAAGGGAAAUAACAUAGAUGAUUUGCUAGAAACUGCUAUGCUUGUUGCUGAGUUACAAGAGUUGAAGGCUAAUCCCCAUAGAAAUGCAAAGGGUAUAGUUAUUGAGGCAGGUCUUGAUAAAUCCAAAGGUCCAGUAGCUACAUUUAUUGUGCAGAAGGGCACAAUAAGAAGAGGGGAUGUUGUGCUUUGUGGAGAAGCCUUUGGAAAGGUUCGUGCUUUAUUUGACGAUGGUGGGAAACGAGUUGAUGAAGCUGGACCAUCUAUUCCUGUGCAGGUUAUUGGUUUGAAUAAUGUACCAGUUGCUGGCGAUGAAUUUGAGGUUGUUGAUUCUCUUGAUAUUGCACGAGAAAAGGCAGAAGCACACGCUGUGUUAUUGCGAGAUGAACGUAUAACAGCGAAAGCCGGAGAUGGAAAGGUUACUCUUUCUUCCUUAGCAUCGGCUGUUUCAUCAGGAAGGCUCUCUGGAUUAGCCUUGCACCAGCUGAAUAUUAUAUUGAAAGUUGAUGUUCAGGGAUCUAUUGAAGCUCUCAGACAAGCCUUACAGGUGCUCCCUCAAGAAAAUGUCACCUUGAAGUUUCUGUUACAAGCAACAGGGGAUGUAAACUCCAGUGAUGUUGAUCUUGCCAUUGCCAGUGGAGCUAUUAUUUUAGGGUUUAAUGUCAAAGCACUCGGUUCUGUCAAGAGCUAUGCAGAAAAUAAAGGUGUUGAGAUUCGGCUCUACAGAGUUAUCUAUGAUCUAAUUGAUGAUGUACGGAAAGCAAUGGAAGGACUUCUCGAGCCUGUUGAGGAACAAGAAACAAUUGGCUCAGCAGACGUUCGGGCUGUAUUUAGCAGUGGAAGUGGUCGUAUUGCUGGAUGCAUGGUAACAGAUGGGAAAGUAGUGAAAGGUUGUGGCAUUAAGGUUGUUCGAAAUCGAAAGGUAGUCCAUGUUGGUGUUCUUGAUUCCUUGAGACGAGUGAAGGAGAUUGUGAAAGAGGUAAAUGCCGGGCUAGAGUGUGGUAUCGGGGCGGAAGAUUACGACGAUUGGCAGGAAGGAGAUGUUAUCGAGGCCUUCAACUCAGUUGAGAAGAAGCGAACUCUUGAAGAGGCGUCAGCUUCAAUGACAGCUGCCAUAGAAGAAGCAGGAUUACAUAGAUCUUGAGGUUUCAGAAUUGGGAAAUUCACAUUUCCGGAUUGAAUCAAAGCAUUAUAUUUCAAAUGGUCAAUAGCAGAAUUGUUUAGGUGCUCGGACAUUGUUCAGCGUGAAGAAUCCAUAAAUGGGCCGCCGUUGCCGUGCAAGUUACUUCAAGUUGCCUAGCACCCGGGAAAUCCGAGCUUGUAAUAAUUUUGCCCGAUUUGUUGUAUGGCUAUUCACUUUUGUAAAUAAUGCUUAUAUUUAUAUCAAUUACAUCUUAGCUUUUAUGUAAAGAAGGAAUCAAGAGAGUUCCUUGCUGUGGAAAUACAUUGUAAUGUCAUUCAUACAAGACAAGAAAAUUUAUGUGAUGAUGCUCUUAA
Molecule: messenger RNA, 3791 nt
Organism: Mercurialis annua (annual mercury)
Lineage: Eukaryota; Viridiplantae; Streptophyta; Magnoliopsida; Malpighiales; Euphorbiaceae
Product: translation initiation factor IF-2, chloroplastic
Exons: 12
Coding region: 316-3438 (1040 amino acids)
Biological process (GO): translational initiation
Molecular function (GO): GTPase activity; GTP binding; translation initiation factor activity
Source: RefSeq, a predicted model, not a curated record